UCUCCCACCACAUCCACCCGGAUGAGUGUGGACAUAGUCUUCAUGAAGAUGGUUUUUUUUCUUGCCGAUCAACUGCCGUAAAGGAGAUUUUGCUUUCGGAAGUUCAAGUGAACAAGAAUGAGCAGCGUCGUAUUUUAUUCUGUCGUACGUUCAGUCAUUGAAGUGAUCUGGACCUCAACGGAUGUAAUCGCAGAAUUUUGUCAAGUCACUAGCAUUGAUAUUUGCAAUGUCCAAAAAGUGAUAGCAGAGAAUUGUGUUAACAUUAAAAAUGGAAGAAACAGGUUUAAAGGACUGUUCCUCGACAGAUUCAAGUGUGGAAACCUUUUAUAAGGACUCGGUAGUUCUUAUUACUGGUGGAACAGGAUUUAUCGGAAAAGUGUUGAUCGAAAAAUUGUUGCGAUGUUUUGAAGUGAAAAGAAUUUAUCUCUUACUACGUGAGAAGAAAAAUGUAAAAUCCGAAGAACGCCUGAAGGAAUUAUUGCAAGAACCAAUAUUUCAUGUAAUGAAAAAUAAUAACCCAACUCCCCCCAGUGUGUUUGCCAAAGUGAUCGCAAUCGACACCAAUUUCCAGCAGGACCGAAUCAUAAGCGAUGGCGAUCGUAAACUGCUCCUGUCCGAGGUCACGGUUGUAUUCAAUGUAAUGGCAUCGGUUAAAUUCAAUGAACAUAUCGAGUCUGCCCUGGAUACAAACGUGAACUGUUCCCGGAAACUAUUCGACAUGGUAUCGCAAAUGCAGCGCAUCCGUUCGAUCGUCCACGUGUCAACUUUCUAUUCCAACUGCGAUCGAUCCCAUAUAGAAGAACGAGUCUUCGAUGAUGUUCCAUUUGGAGGUCACGACAAUAUUCUUCGAAUCUUUGAACAUCUCAGUGCUCCCGAAAAGGAUAAGCUAAUCCCAGCAAUACUGGGCCCAAUGCCCAACAGUUACACUUUCAGUAAAAAGUGUGCAGAAAUAAUGAUCAAACAAAGUUAUGCUCAUUUGCCGAUUGCCAUUUUUCGACCGCCCAUUGUCAUGUCCGCUUAUAUGGAACCGAUUCCGGGUUGGGUGGAUAAUUUCAACGGGAUUGCGGGGAUGUGCAUACCUAUGACACAAGGCAAAAUCUAUUGCGCUCGGGGCAAACCGGAUAUGCCGAGUCAUUCGGUGCCAGUGGAUUACUGUGUGGCCGCGUUGCUGGCAGUUGGUGCCGAAAUCAGACGCAAUCCAACCCCACAUCAGGGCAGUGAGUCUCCGAUGGUGUACAACUUUGCCACCGACCACAACAAUAUACGAUGGGGCGACUAUGGUUGGUGGGCUGCGCAUGGCUGUGAAACACGGCUGGGAAAAAUUUUCGGUCGCUACGCCCUGGGAGUAACCAAGUCUCGCAUCGUGAGACAGCUGUUCGUUUGGUGGUUUGUGUUGCAAGCCUUCACAGCAGAUCUACUAUUGGCAAUCGUCGGUAGAAAACGAAAGAACCUUCGGCUGGUGAAACGAGUUCUCGCACUAGAGGAUGCAGCCUGUUUCUUCGCCAUGCACCGAUGGACGGUGCAGAACGACAACAUGCGUCGAGUUCUCGGUGGAUUGUCCGAACAGGAACGGAAUCUGCUGCAGUUUGACAUCGACAAGCUCGAUUGGAAGGAUUACUUCAAGAAUUUUCUACCGGGUAUAAAGGCAGCACUAUCAAGGUGCUCCCAGCGAAGGAGAAAGGAGUGCGGUUGAGGUGUUGGUUAAAUUAGUUACUAUGUCUCUUUCGAUCGGCUAAGUUUAUGCAGCAUUCAAUUCGUAAAGUAAAGAGUUUAGAUUGACU
Molecule: messenger RNA, 1781 nt
Organism: Malaya genurostris
Lineage: Eukaryota; Metazoa; Arthropoda; Insecta; Diptera; Culicidae
Product: fatty acyl-CoA reductase wat-like
Exons: 3
Coding region: 269-1693 (474 amino acids)
Biological process (GO): long-chain fatty-acyl-CoA metabolic process
Cellular component (GO): peroxisome
Molecular function (GO): alcohol-forming very long-chain fatty acyl-CoA reductase (NADP+) activity
Source: RefSeq, a predicted model, not a curated record